AUGGAAGCAAGCAGUGGAUGCACCGGCAAGCGCAAGCGGGAGGACGACUCGGACGAUCCAGCCUCCGCGAUCAUUGGUUUGAUGGGCGGCUGCGGCGAUGGACCGGCUCAAACCGUCAUGGCGUAUUUGGAGCAACGUGACCGUUUGUCGUUGUCCACAACCUGCAAGGCCAUGUUAGCUGCAGUGGAAGCGUACUCUCAAGAGGCUCUGGAGCAGUUGAUGAAAGAGCACACCGUGGAUGAAAGUUUUGAAGUUCGAAUCAAUCAGCGCUUUGUGGACAAGACACCCGUGGACAAGACUCCUCCUUUCCGUUGCCUCAUUGACGCUGUCCAUAGCACGUAUCUUUGUAUCUUGAAGAUGUUGCCAAGCGAUAAACAUAUCAGAGGAGACAUUGCUCUCUCCAACGAUGGGAGUCGGCUUUGCGUGGUUGCAGUGAAGCCGCGUCCUUCACGUGAGGAACCUCAACCCCUGAAAAUCUACGAAUGGGAUCUUGCCACAAAGAAAUUGCUCCGAGCUCUUAAAAUUGACACCCUUGACGAUGAAUAUGACGUCCAAGGAUUAUGCUUUUUCAAGGAGAACGACUGUAUUGUGGUUUGUACAGAGCAGAGUGUGCUGGUUUUGUCAACACCAGGAGACUCCGAUGCCGAAGGAAAAACAAAGCUCCUGCAGGAUUGUCGUCAUCCCAACAUUCGUGAUGUUAUACCGGUCGACGGUUUUACAUCUACCAUCGUCAAUUUGGACUUGCAAAAUGGCCUUGAGAUUGUGGCUAGCCGUCAUGUAGAAUGGUGUUCUCCCAUUAUUGCUUGUUUGUUUGACGACUUGGACGGCGGGUGCGCGGGCAAAAUCCAUGUUGAGCAGCAUGACACAAUCGAAGCUUUGGUGGUCAAUGCCGCCAAUGGUCAGUUCCAAACGGUGGGCGAGUUCCGCGUGAGCUUGGACACAGAGAGAGGUUGCUGCCGUGGCAUUGUUGGAUCCGACGUAAUUUUUCACGAAGGGGCUGUGAAGGAGAAGAUUAUCACAGGCAUGGUCCAAUCCAACGGAAAAGAGAUCUUUGUCCGGCUAACGCCAAAAGACCCGACAACGCCAAGCGGAUUUGGAGUUGAAUUGGCGGUGUAUUCAGCCAAGUUUGGACGAUUCUGA
Molecule: messenger RNA, 1140 nt
Organism: Seminavis robusta
Lineage: Eukaryota; Bacillariophyta; Bacillariophyceae; Naviculales; Naviculaceae
Source: the annotation of a GenBank genome assembly